AGGAGGGAGCAGGAAGGAUAAAAGAUUGCUGGGACCACCAGGAAGCCCAUGCCCUCUCCACAUGCAGCAAUGCCAGUAUCUUUCAAAAGAUAAAUGCCAUAUUGGAUAACUCUCUGGAUUUCACUAGAGUCUGCACUACACCCGUCAAUCGAGAAGUUCAUGAUCAUUUGCCAGCAGACUUCCCGGACUCUGAAGACGCAGUCACAAGCAGGAUGCUUUUCCCCACCUCUGCGCAAGAUUCUCCCCGGGGCCUCCCAGAUGCUAAUGACUUGUGCCUUGGCCUGCAGUCCCUCAGCCUCACAGGCUGGGACCGACCCUGGAGCACCCAGGACGCAGAUUCCUCAGCCCAGAGCAGCACACACUCCGUACUGAGCAUGCUCCACAACCCACUGGGCAAUGUCCUGGGGAAGCCCCCCUUGAGCUUCCUGCCGCUGGACCCUCUUGGAUCUGACGUGGACAAGUUCUCAGCACCCUCAGUCAGAGGUUCCCGCCUGGACACGCGGCCCCUCCUGGACUCCCGCUCCAGCAGCCCCUCGGACUCAGACACCAGUGGCUUCAGCUCCGGAUCAGAUCAUCUCUCAGACUUGAUUUCCAGCCUGCGCAUCUCCCCCCCUCUGCCCUUCCUGUCCCUGACAGGGGGUGGCCCCCGAGAUUCCUUAAAGAUGGGGGUUGGGUCCCGGAUGGACCAAGAGCAAGCUGCUCUUGCCGCUGCUGCUGCCGCCGCCGCCGUCACUCCUUCCCCAACCAGUGCAUCGAAGAGAUGGCCAGGAGCGUCCGUGUGGCCCUCCUGGGACCUCCUGGAAGCCCCCAAAGACCCCUUCAGCAUCGAGAGGGAGGCCAGGCUGCACCGGCAGGCUGCAGCUGUGAAUGAAGCGACCUGUACCUGGAGUGGCCAGCUUCCUCCCCGGAACUACAAGAACCCUGUCUACUCCUGCAAAGUGUUCCUCGGAGGUGUUCCAUGGGAUAUUACGGAAGCUGGAUUGGUUAACACCUUCCGUGUUUUUGGCUCCCUGAGUGUGGAGUGGCCCGGUAAGGAUGGCAAGCACCCCCGGUGUCCUCCCAAAGGUAAUAUGCCUAAAGGGUAUGUGUAUCUGGUCUUCGAACUGGAAAAGUCUGUCCGGGCCUUGCUGCAGGCUUGCUCGCAUGACCCGCUGAGCCCCGACGGCCUGAGCGAAUACUACUUCAAGAUGUCCAGCCGAAGGAUGCGCUGCAAGGAGGUACAAGUGAUCCCCUGGGUCUUGGCUGACAGCAACUUUGUGCGGAACCCAUCUCAGAGACUGGACCCCAGCAGGACGGUGUUUGUGGGCGCCCUGCACGGGAUGCUCAAUGCCGAGGCCCUGGCGGCCAUCCUGAACGACCUGUUUGGAGGAGUGGUGUAUGCUGGGAUUGACACAGAUAAGCACAAGUAUCCCAUUGGGUCUGGGCGCGUGACCUUCAAUAAUCAACGCAGUUACCUGAAAGCAGUCAGCGCUGCUUUUGUGGAGAUCAAAACCACCAAGUUCACCAAGAAGGUUCAGAUCGAUCCCUACCUAGAAGAUUCUCUGUGUCAUAUCUGCAGUUCUCAGCCUGGCCCUUUCUUCUGUCGAGAUCAGGUGUGCUUCAAGUACUUCUGCCGGAGCUGCUGGCACUGGCGGCACAGCACGGAGGGCCUCCGCCACCACAGCCCCCUGAUGCGGAACCAGAAGAACCGAGAUUCCAGCUAGAGGAGCCCGCCUUGCCUGGUGGACCGCGGCGCCCGCGGCUGGCAGGUCAGGCAGCGGCCUGCCCCACCUGGGCACCCGGCGACCAGGGAGCCGGCUUCCCGAGGACAAGGGAAGAUUGUAGUCACCUUUGCACUCGCUGAGUCUGUCUUUGUUUCUGCACUAAUUAAUGCACAAUGAGUUUUGUCGGGUUUGUUUUCAGGGGCUGGGCCAGGGCAAGGACCCUCUGGCUCACCCUCCAAGCGACUCUGUAGUUUUCCCAGAUUUUAGUUCCUCAUUUUGCCGAAGAAAAGCAAAAAAGAAUUACGUGUCCAGAAGGUAUUGACACGAUGCCUACAUCUAGGUUUAUUUAUUAAAAGCGCUUUUUUUACAUUCCUUGCAAUACUGAUGGUGGUGAUGCGCAGGUCUCGUUGGUUUCAUUCUUGCAGUUGCCAUACAGUGCCUUUCCAUUUAUUUAACCCCCACCUGAACGGCAUAAACUGAGUGUUCAGCUGGUGUUUUUUACUGUAAACAACAAGGAGACUUU
Messenger RNA from Myotis davidii, 2226 nucleotides. RefSeq names its product cytoplasmic polyadenylation element binding protein 1 (gene CPEB1). Gene Ontology annotation, molecular function: ribosome binding; mRNA 3'-UTR binding; translation factor activity, RNA binding. Gene Ontology annotation, biological process: negative regulation of cytoplasmic translation. NCBI's taxonomy places the organism in Eukaryota, Metazoa, Chordata, Mammalia, Chiroptera, Vespertilionidae. Gene Ontology annotation, cellular component: nucleus; neuron projection; synapse. The record is from RefSeq and is a predicted model, not a curated record. The transcript is spliced from 11 exons. The coding region runs from base 213 to 1703 and encodes 496 amino acids.